CUAAGCAACCAUAAACAUUGAAAUCAAGCGCACCGCAGGUUCGGUGGAAUACAUUCGCUGAACCAGUUACAGGACUGCCACAGACACUAAGAAGGAUAAGAAGAUGGCGAGGAGGAAGGCAGAAGUUCAGCUUCAGCAAGAAAUAGAGAGUCAGGAGGAGUGGGAGGAGAUGCUGGCCAAGGAAGGGCUUACAGUUGUGGAUGUGUACCAGGAAUGGGCAGGUCCCUGUGCAGCCAUGGUUAGCACACUCAGAAGAAUGAAGAAUGAACUAGGUGAUGACCUCCUCAAGUUUGCUAUUGCCAAAGCUGACACCAUUGAUGCCCUGGAGAAGUAUCGUGGUCGGUGUGAACCUUGCUUUUUGUAUAUUGCCAGUGGGGUACUUGUGGGAGUGAUCAGGGGAGCUAACUGCCCUCUUGUACUGAGAAUGGUGACAGAGCAGCUGGCUCAGGAACAUAAAGUCUUGGAUGGAACUGCCGAGAGGAAAGAGAUCAAGGACCCUCUGCUGGCCGAGCUGGACAGUCGUGAUGAGUUUGAGGAUGAGGAGAGAUCUGAUGAAGAGGAAGGAGAUCGCCAACUACAUUAUAAAGGGGAGAUAAUUAACUUUGACGAUGACUUGUUGGAAAUGUCAGAAGAAAAACAGAAGGAGGUGACAGUGGCUAUCAUCAAACCAGAUGCUGUGAAGGCUGGUAAAACCGAGGAGAUUAUGGCAGAGAUGAGAGAAGCAGGUAUAGAGAUCAUCGCUGAUGAGGAGAGGUCUCUGACAGAAGAGGAAGCCAGGGAGUUCUACUCCCACCUUGAGGGAGAGGAGUUUUUCGAGGAUUUAAUCAAGUUUAUGACCAGUGGAACUUGUCAUGUUCUCGUCCUGACCAAGGGCUCUACGGGAGAAAACAUCAUCCAGGAAUGGAGACAUCUGAUUGGCCCAACCUCUGUCGAGGAGGCAAAAGAGAGUGCACCAGAAAGCUUGCGUGCUAAGUUUGGAUCAGGCAGUUUUAUGAAUGCACUCCACGGUAGUGACUCUCCAGAACGUGCCAGCAGAGAACUGGCCUUCUUCUUCCCUAACCUCCAAGUUCCAACAGUACAGGGUGAGCCCAAGCUGCAGAGGACGUUAGCACUUAUCCGACCAGAUGCAUUCAGAAUUAGUAAAGAUGAGAUUCUGGAGAAGAUCAAAGACGCUGGCUUCCAGGUGGCAUUGCAGAAGGUGGUUCAGCUGACGAAGGAGCAGGCGGAGGAGUUUUACAAGGAGCACCAGGGACAGGACUACUUUGAGGAGCUCACCAACAGGAUGUCCAGCGGUCCCUUGUUGGCUCUGGGUCUGGCGAGGGAGGAUGCUGUGGAGUCAUGGAGGAACCUGUUGGGGCCUAAAGAUGUUCAACAGGCGAAAGAAGAGGCCCCGGACAGUUUGCGUGCUCAGUUCGUGGAUGAGACAGCUAUCAAUCAGCUCCACGGUUCAGACUCGGUCACCACAGCUCAGCAAGAACUUGACUUCUUCCCCAUGCAGCAGACAGUGGCGGUUAUCAAACCAGACGCCUACGGUACAAAAGAUGAGAUUGUUCAGAAGAUCCAUGAGGCUGGUUUCCGAAUCGCUGCCAGGAAGGAAACCCAGCUGACAAGGGAAAUCGCUGAGCAGUUCUACGCCGACCAGAAAGGCACAGAGCACUUUGAUGACUUGGUGGAACACAUGAUCAGUGGACCCACCCAUUUCAUGGUGUUGUCACGAGAAGAUGCUGUAGAUGGCUGGAGGUCAAUGCUGGGGCCUAAGGACCCCGAGAAGGCUAAAGAGGAGGCCCCCAACACAAUCCGAGCCUUGUAUGGCACAGAUAUCAAGCAGAACGCCGUUCACGGAAGCGACGACCCAGAGAAGGCUAAGCAGGGCAUUCAGAUGAUAUUCGGAGAUUUGGAGUUCAAUAAUGAUGGAGACAAGGCAAAGAAGACCGAUGAUACGUCCGCAGAUAAGACAGAGUCACAGCAAGCAGUAGAAACUCAGCAAGAGACACAGGAAAGUGCGGUUCAGCAAGAGUCUGAGCAAGGAGCUGGCGAGGCACAGGAGUCAGAUGCUGCCCAAGAGUCAACAGAAGGUCAGGAACCCGUGGCACAGGAGUCACAAGAAGCUCAGCAGGAGACACAGGAAUCUACUGCAACAGAUGCCGCCGCACAAGAUUCGUCCCACUGAGGAGAAAACAGAUGCCCAGACAGCAGAGAGUGAAACCAAAGCUGAAGAUUCUGAGCAGAAACCAGAAGAUGAGGAAGCAAAGGCUGAAGG
This is a messenger RNA of Liolophura sinensis, 2260 nucleotides long. Its product is annotated as thioredoxin domain-containing protein 3 homolog. The record is from RefSeq and is a predicted model, not a curated record. Gene Ontology annotation, biological process: GTP biosynthetic process; CTP biosynthetic process; UTP biosynthetic process. Lineage: Eukaryota; Metazoa; Mollusca; Polyplacophora; Chitonida; Chitonidae. Gene Ontology annotation, molecular function: nucleoside diphosphate kinase activity.